Molecule: messenger RNA, 345 nt
Organism: Amoebophrya sp. A25
Lineage: Eukaryota; Dinophyceae; Syndiniales; Amoebophryaceae
Source: the annotation of a GenBank genome assembly
GUGCAUCUUCCUGUUACGGGGGGGGUUAGGGAGCACCUCGCGGAUUUUCUCCCCUUCCUGGGGAACAAUGAUUUGCAUCCUCUCUAAUUUUUCGCGCCUGGAGACUCCGCCAUGGAACACCCGCUGGGCCUGUCACUGCUACAUACCUCGGCGAUGAGCGGCUUCGCCAUCAAAUUACAGCGUCAGGCCGUGAAGGGGGUCGAAGCAGAGAUAAUGCGGCAUUUGGAAUCCGUUGCGGUUGCGCAGUCGUUGCGGUGGGUCACUGUCGCAGAGGUUCUUCGAGGAGUCGCAACCCCCCACGCAGCCCAUGGCUACAGCGAGGACGAGCUGGCGACCGUCGCGGAG